AUGAGUUCUCAACACUUUAUUCCUCCUUUGAAUUAUGGUAUGAUAGAAGAGGACUUGUAUAGAUCGGGUCAACCAAACGAACUUAAUUUCCCCUUUUUAGAAAAACUUGGGUUGAAAACUGUUGUAUGGUUGGCGCCUGAAGAACCAAAUCAAAGGUUUCUAAAUUUUAUCGAUGAUCAGGAUAUUGAAUGGUACCAUCUUGGGGUGAUUUCUUCGGCAAACGCUUUGGAUCCGAUUACUGAAGAGGUCGUAUUAGAAGCUUUAGAACAUAUUCUAAAUCCACGUAAUUAUCCAAUGAUUGUAAUGUGUGAUCUGGGAAGACAUCGGACAGGUACAAUUGUAGGAUGUUUGCGUAAACUCCAAAAAUGGAAUUUAACAUCAAUUUUUGAAGAAUACCGUCGAUAUGCAGGGCCUAAAGUCAGAGUCUUAAAUGAGCAAUUUAUUGAACUUUUCGACACGGAUUUGGUUAGAGUUCCAGUGAACAGACCUAAAUGGCUAUGA
Messenger RNA from Acaulospora morrowiae, 501 nucleotides. The record is from the annotation of a GenBank genome assembly. NCBI's taxonomy places the organism in Eukaryota, Fungi, Glomeromycota, Glomeromycetes, Diversisporales, Acaulosporaceae.